Blepharisma stoltei is the source of this 2635-nucleotide messenger RNA. NCBI's taxonomy places the organism in Eukaryota, Ciliophora, Heterotrichea, Heterotrichida, Blepharismidae. The record is from the annotation of a GenBank genome assembly.
AUGGGCUGUGGAGCAUGCAUGCACUAUUAAACUUUUUAAGGUUUCUAACUCAACACUCCCACUAAAGGGACAGAGCAAAAAUAGUGACGUCAUGAGAAUUUCGAUCCAAAAGGUUGGACCAUCCCAAAUAAACCGCUUGCCACCCUGGCUAUGUUUCUCACAGGUGCAAUGCCGUUAUUCUUGCCUGAUUCAGAUCUUGCACGCAUUCCGCCUAAGGAUCACCCUUCUCAGAUAUGCUGAGAGAUAAAGCACUGGGCCUUUUGAUUGCAAUAUGCAGCUCUGGUUAUUCCAAAGUAAACUGCUGUUGCUGUGCAUAAUUUCUCAAGAGAAAACCCAACCCACAGAUAAAAUUCCAUGAAUUAGAGAAAAUCAGCAUAAUCCUCUCUAACCGAAUGACAUUUUAUUUAAAAUGGGUGGUCAAGCACAGAUUCCAACCCCCCCCUACCCCCACCCCCCAGUUUGGAUGUAUACAUCACACCCCCACUCCUGUAUGGAUCACAUCCCCACCCCCUCAGAUAGUUUGUAUGGAUCACACCCCCACCCCCUCAGAUAGUAUGUAUGGAUCACACCCACACCCCCCUUGCAUCUAUGGAUCCCACCCACACCCCCAUUCCAUUAAUAGAUGCUACCCCCACCCCCCAUCCCCCCCUAUAUAAUGUAAACUGUAUUAAAGGCAAAUAAAACGUAUUAAUUGCUCACAGCAUAAAAAAUUCAAAGUCAUAUGGAUGAUAAAAAAAAAUCGGAUACAGUUUGCUAACGAGGAAGCAUAUUUUCAAUGAACCUUCAAGCACAUACCUCGUGUUUUAAAUCAUAUAAAGGUCAAAAAUUUCCAAAGAAUGCAGGCUAGCUCCCCCCACCAUUUAAUAACGAACAAAACAGUCAUUUUUUUCCCUAAAACUUUUUCCUUAGGCCCAUUUAAUACCGAAACAAAAUUUACUAUAAAAUUUAUAUAAGCUAAUUUAGUCUUUACAGUUUACUAAUUUUAAGUAGUUAGAGUAAGAUAAAGACAAGCAUAAUCAAGCAAAGAGUAAUAAAUAAGAGCUAAUAGUGGCUUAAUCUUAAGAUGGUGCUUUACUCCCCCCUCCGUAAGAGAACAAAAAAAUAUCGUUUGCUCACGAAGGAGAUUUUUUUAUUUUUAAAUUUAUAUAUAAAUUUAUAGAAAUAUUAUUUUUACGAAAUUUAAAAAAAUCCUAAUUCGCAAAAAUUGGAAAGCAAAUAUUAAUUGAAUUUGUAAAAUUUAUGUUUUAAAACGCAAUUUGUUUAAAAUUAAAAAGAAUUAGGCAGAGAUUUCAUUAUAAUAAUUAUCGCUUAUAUAUCAAACUUUUUUUUCCAUAAAAAAUUUUUCUAUUAAAAAAAUUUUUGUUUGCCCACGAAGAGUGAGGGACUUUUCUAAUGGUUUUGUUCGCUCACGGAGGGGAGGAGUUAGCAAUAGUUAUUUUUUCGCAUAUUUAGGCGCUUUCUCUUUAUGUUGCCAUCAUUUGACUUUUUUAUUAUUAACCCUUUUUUGAAAUUUUUAUAUAAAAAAAUCAUAGAUAUUUAAUAUAAAUUUUAUAUAUUUUUUUUCCCAAGAAUUUUAUAAUUAGACCCAUUUAAUAACGAACUAAAAAGUGUUCGCUAUUAAAUGGGGGGAGUAAAAGACUUUAUAGAGAUAUCAAAAUAUUUUUUGAGUCAUUUAUUGAUUCCUUUCUAUGUAACAAGUUUUUUGCAAGUAUUUUAUUUUAAAUGUAUUACUAAUAUAUUGGCUAUAUCAGUCUAUGCUAAAUAUACUUAUGAUCAUUAAUAUUUAUUUAUGAAUCUAUUUAUGAAUCCAUUUAUGAAUUACUAAAAUUUUAUUGUAUGUCUUAUUUGUAAGAUUUUAUACUUAUAUGUUUACCUUUAUGAUAGAGGGGGUGGGGGUGGGGGUGGGGGUGGGGGUGGGGGUGGGGGUGGGGUGGGGGUGGGGGUGGGGGUGGGGGUGGGGGUGGGGGUGGGGGUGGGGGUGGGGGUGGGGGUGGGAUCCAUGCAUGGGGGGGAUAGGGGUAGGGGUAGGGGGGUGGGGGGGUGGGGGGGGUUGGCAUCUGUGCUUGACCAAAUGGGUUGUGGUGCAACAUACCGUGGACCUCAAAAACCUAUAUAUAGUGCAGACAUAAGCUCGCAAAGCAUUACAAUUUUAGGAAACGACCCAAAUAUGCCUCAGAAUUUCCCUCCCACCGGAUUUAUUUCUGUUCAAGGUGAAACAUAUUUUGAUGACAGAGAAUUUAUCAAGCAAAGCCAAAUAAUGCAUUUGAAAGAAAUAAACUUCGUUACCCAAGAAUAUGUCGUUGGGUUCGAAGUUGGGUAUUAUAUUGAUGGGGCAAGCAAGCUGCUUAAACAUUAUAAUAAAAAUCCUGGACAAGUUGUCCAUAAAGCAGUUAUGAAUGGAUUUGAUAGUAUAAUUUGGAUUGAAAUUACAUAUGGGAACGGAUUUAUCUACUCUGUAAAAAUGAAGACGUUAAAAGAAAGAGAAAUUUAUGUUGAAGGAACCAAAGGAAAAGGUCCAGAAACAAAAACAGUUAGCCUAAUUGAGGAUAAAAAGGCAAUUACAGGAUUUAAAGGGAGGUAUGACAAUUAUUUGAGGUCUCUGCAUACUUAUUCGUGGAGGAUUUUAAAAAGAUAA